CAGCGUGAAAACUCUGCCGUGGCUUGACGAUUCACUGAUGCUUGAUGAUCAUAUCUAAGUUCCCUAUCAAACGACACUCUCCUCACAUUCAGUAUUUCGGCGCAUUUCUACAGAAAUUCAUUGCAAUGUAAGCGUGAUUAAAAAAGUUCAUAAUGGCCGGGAGUCCAAGAAGUACAUGGAGAACGAUUGUAAAUGUCGUCUGAAAGAGGACAACAGUAAUGGAACAGCGCUUCUUCUGGUUUGUGAUUGGCGUUACUCUCACGCUCUGUGACGUCAUUGCAGAGGAACCGUUCCUACUGAAGAUUGGAGUUGUAAGCACGUGGAAGCAUAUUUUCACGGACCUUUUGCAGAGGAACGAACUGUCAUUACCAUGCAGUCUGUUAAAUAUUACCACACCAAAGCCGAAAUCACAGUAUGACAAGAUGCUCAAAGUUAAGGACUUCCUAACCAAUAACCAAAUCGACGUCAUACUUGGUCCAUACGAUGACGCCACUGGAAUUGUGGCCGAAAAGUUAAAGAUACCAUACAUCUGUACAACUGCUGCAAGACGCAACCUGAAGUAUACAUUCCAGAUUCUACCUCCUCUAGAGGACUUCAGUCAAGCGAUAUUUGACAUGACCAAAAGCUAUGGCUGGGAUAAAGUCAGUCUCUUUUACGAUGACACGAGGGGUGUGUACAUAAUGGAACAGUUGUUGACUAACCACGAUCUGAUGGUGAAAUCCUGGCACGUUGAAGCUAACCCCAAUCCAAAGGUUAUAGAAAAACAAGUGAGGGACCAUCUUGUACGAAUGAGGCAGGCUUUUGUACAGAAAAGCAUCAUAUUCUGUUCCAAAGAACACACAGAAAUCAUUCUAGAUCAGGCCAGAAGUUUGGCAAUGUUAUCCCAGCCUUCCGAGUGGUUUUUCUAUGACCCUGGGGACCAAUUAGUUCCAGUGUUUAAAAAUUUUCCUGACGUUUUCGUGAAUUUCACGGUGUUUGGGCUGAUGGAGUUUGAUAGUAGAAAUGAGAUUACCACAGUCGAGGACGCACGUCGCCUUAAUAUCAGUCUGGCGGCCGACUCCUUAAAGCUGGUAAAUGUGACACUUCCAAAAUUCUCUGGUGUUCCACGAAACAUAACUGCCACAACCAUCGCAGAAGAACUCAGAAAGAUAAGAAUUUCUGGCUACACAGGUGAUAUCGAAUUUGGUCCUGAUGGCAGGCGAUAUAACUAUACUAUCAAACUGUCCGAGAUAGAGGGUCUUGAUUCGCUGCAGAGGUAUUCCAGCAAAAGUAAAGAGUAUUGGACAAACGGGGUUUUAUUGUAUCAUGUUGGAGUUUGGAAAUCUCAUUUCAACACCUCAGCUUCAAAAAUACAGUUUGAAGAAGUUAAAAGGUUAAACAGAAAUUACUCCUUCCCUUUGAAGGGGAGAACUGUGUCUGUGGUCAUGAUACUAGAAAAACCUUUCACGAUGCGGAAGAGGGAUUAUAAGCAGCGUUUAGGUAAUGACCGAUUUGAGGGCUUUGCUGUUGAUCUAAUAACGGAAGUGGCAAAAAUGCUUGAUUUUAACUUCGAAAUUUAUCUGGUACAUGAUGGAAAAUUUGGAACAAAAAUGGAAAAUGGAGAAUGGAAUGGAAUGAUAGGAGAGCUAUUGUCUGGGAAUGCCACAAUGCUAGUGGCUCCACUGAGCAUCAACUCACAGAGGGAGGAAGCAGUGGAUUUCACCAAACCGUUCAUGACUCGUUACAUCAGCGUUCUUAUGCGAGUCCCACAGUCGGAACAAUCCUACUUUGAGUUCCUUAACCCUCUCCAUCAAAAUGUAUGGUACUGUACGUUUGGCGCAUUUGUGAUGGUCAGUGUUAUUCUGUACUUUCUAGAACGAUUUGGAAUCCCCCAGAACAAGGAAUAUCCAGCUAUUUCAUUCAGAGAGAGUUUCUGGUUUGUUUUCGGGUCUCUACUUCAAGGAAAUACAGAUGCAUCUCCAUCUACACUUCCAGGUCGAAUACUAACAAGUGCGUGGUGGUUUUUUGCACUCAUUUUGAUCUCAUCUUACACUGCUAACUUGGCUGCUUUUUUGACGGUCAAAAAAAUUAACACCCCGAUAAAGUCUGUCACUGACUUAGCAUCCCAAACCAAAAUCAAAUAUGGCACAGUAAAAAGUAGUGGAAUUAUGUUUUUCUUUAAAAAUACAAAUAUUGAACACUUUGCCAAAAUGUGGGCGCAGAUGUCCGAAGUCGAUCCAUCUUCCAUGGUAGAUGAUACCGAAGAAGGUUUCAAAAAAGUUAAGCAGGGCAAUUAUGCUUUCUUCUGGGACACAACUGUCAAUAAAUACAAAACAAUAGAGGACUGCCAGUUUAUGGAGAUAGGGCCACAUUUUGAUCCCAAGGGCUUUGGUAUUGGUGUCCCUCCAGGAGCCAUUUACCGUGAGGACUUAUCCAUGGCCAUCUUAAGACUGAGUGACACUGGGAUGUUACACCAACUAGAAAAUAAGUGGUGGCCACCGAGUCGCUCUUGUCCAGAUCUUUCCAAACCAUCAGCUGAUGAGACGUCUGAACUCAGCAUUGACAGUGUGGCGGGAGUUUUCUUCAUUCUCCUUGGCGGUAUUGCUUUGGCGGGAAUUGUAUGUGGAUUUGAACACUUCGCGAAGGUCGUCAAGAAAGCGGCAAAAACGGAGAAAAAUGUGAAUGGGAAAAACAGUGAAAUCAAGGAAAGAGAGAGCUUCUUGUGAAUUAGAUUGUGUAGUCACACUCCGAAGACACUGUGUACAGUGAUUUCAGACUGUCUUGUGCUAACUCGUAAAGGAAUAUUCUGUGCAACGUGUAUAUUAUUUAUUCAUUUAAUUUAUGAAAGUAUGUUGAUAAAUAAAUGGAAUAUGGAUUAUUUUUUUAAAUAAAACAGUACAACGUUCUAA
Molecule: messenger RNA, 2888 nt
Organism: Saccostrea echinata
Lineage: Eukaryota; Metazoa; Mollusca; Bivalvia; Ostreida; Ostreidae
Product: glutamate receptor 4-like
Exons: 13
Coding region: 219-2705 (828 amino acids)
Biological process (GO): synaptic transmission, glutamatergic; monoatomic ion transport; modulation of chemical synaptic transmission
Cellular component (GO): plasma membrane; postsynaptic membrane
Molecular function (GO): glutamate-gated receptor activity; transmitter-gated monoatomic ion channel activity involved in regulation of postsynaptic membrane potential
Source: RefSeq, a predicted model, not a curated record